AUGACUCAAAUUAUGGAGUUGAUAUUGAGAGCCAACGAUGCUGACACAAUUGGCGACGCCUUGUUCAAUGCUGUGAUUUCGCUUCUGGCAUGCUACAAGGCAAUUGUUGUACGGAUAAAUCACGAUAGUAUUACAAUGUUAAUCGGUAAUCUUGUCGAGAAGCCAUUUAAACCAGUAGAUUUGAGCGAAAACAUGAUUCGGGAGAAGUUUGACAAGAGAAUAACGUACGCGUAUAUAUUAAACGAUAAAUUUGGCAAAAUAAUUCCUAGUGAGUUCUUAAUGAUCACAGUGAGCCUUCAAUUAUCGGAUAGUAUUUACAAUAUGGAAUGGACUAUGUUCAGCAAUAAUAUGAAGAAAGGGCUCUUAAUGAUCAUGAAUCGUGCUACGAUACCAAUUGAAUUUACCAGCGCAGAUAUUUUGCCUGUGAAUCUUGACUCUUUCCUAAAGUGGAUGUUGAAAAGUGAUGUUGGAAAGAGAAGCGAAAUGCCUGUCUUGAAAUUUACGCUCACGGUUUUAGCGGUCGCAGGAUGCUGGCGACCAACAUCGUGGAUAUCGCUGUUUAGACACAUAAUAUAUAACGCUUAUACAGCGUCAAUGAUUAUAACAUUAUACACCUUUGCAAUGACUCAAAUUAUGGAGUUGAUAUUGAGAGCCGACAACGCUGACACAAUUGGCGACACCUUGUUCAAUGCUGUGAUUUCGCUUCUGGCAUGCUACAAGGCAAUUGUUGUACGGAUAAAUCACGAUAGUAUUACAAUGUUAAUUGAUAAUCUUGUCGAGAAGCCAUUUAAACCAGUAGAUCUGAGCGAAAACAUGAUUCGGGAGAAGUUUGACAAAAAAAUAACAUACGCAUUUGUAUUAAACGAUAAAUUUGGUAAAAUAAUUCCUGGUGAGUUCUUAAUGAUCACAGUGGUAAUGUGCUACAAUUUAGUUCAUAUGGCUUUUAGAGCGUCCAAUGCCGUUGCUUAUACACAAGAUAUUAUGGUUAUAGCUACCACUCUAGCUCCAAUUUUUUAUUAUUGUUGGUUUGGCAACGAAAUCAAGCUCAAGAGCCUUCAAUUAUCGGAUAGUAUUUACAAUAUGGAAUGGACUAUGUUCAGCAAUAAUAUGAAGAAAGGGCUCUUAAUGAUCAUGAAUCGUGCUACGAUACCAAUUGAAUUUACCAGCGCAGAUAUUUUGCCUGUGAAUCUUGACUCUUUCCUAAAGAUACAUCCCGAGGAUGUUCUUAAGAUGCUCAAAGGACAUAUGGACGUCCUUUGA
Messenger RNA from Trachymyrmex cornetzi, 1260 nucleotides. RefSeq lists its product as uncharacterized. Gene Ontology annotation, molecular function: olfactory receptor activity; odorant binding. Gene Ontology annotation, cellular component: plasma membrane. The record is from RefSeq and is a predicted model, not a curated record. Gene Ontology annotation, biological process: sensory perception of smell; detection of chemical stimulus involved in sensory perception of smell. NCBI's taxonomy places the organism in Eukaryota, Metazoa, Arthropoda, Insecta, Hymenoptera, Formicidae. The transcript is spliced from 7 exons. Bases 1 to 1260 code for a protein of 419 amino acids.